AUGAAUAUUUUGGCACUUAACACUGAUUAUUCUCUAUUCACAAGGCUCAAAGGUUCUUCUUACAUUGCUCUUUUAGUCUAUGUUGAUGAUGUAGCCAUAGCUAGCAAUGAUCCCAAAGCAGUUUCGGAUUUCAUCAUUCUUUUGAAUGAUAGGUUUCGUUUGAAGGACUUAGGACCUUUGAAAUAUUUUCUAGGUCUAGAGAUUGCUAGGUCCACAGAAGGCAUUUAUGUAUGCCGAAGAAAAUAUGCCUUAGAGAUUCUUGAAGAUUCAGGAUUACUUGCUUCUAAGCCAAUUAGUUUUCUAAUUGAGCAAAAUUUGAAAUUGUCAAAAGAUGAAGGUAUUCUUUUAUCAAAUUCUACCUCUUAUAGGAGGUUGGUUGGCAGACUUCUCUACCUCACCAUUACUAGACCUGAUAUAACAUACUCGGUGCAAAUCCUAAGCCAGUUUAGGGAUAAACCAAGACAAUCACAUUUAGAUGCUACCACAAGGGUCUUAAGGUAUGUUAAGAGUUCUCCUGCACAAGGUCUCUUCUUUCCAGCAAUUUCAGACUUUCAGUUGAAGGCUUUUUCAGACUCUGAUCGGGUAGGGUGUGCGGAUACUCGAAGGUCUAUUACUGGAUUUUGCAUCUUCAUUGGUGGUCCAUUAAUUUCUUGGAAAUCUAAGAAGCAACAAACAGUUUCCAGAUCCUCUGCUGAGGCAGAAUACCGUGCCAUGGCCUCUACUUGCUGUGAACUAAUGUGGCUGUUCUUUGCUUAA
This is a messenger RNA of Corylus avellana, 756 nucleotides long. The record is from RefSeq and is a predicted model, not a curated record. NCBI's taxonomy places the organism in Eukaryota, Viridiplantae, Streptophyta, Magnoliopsida, Fagales, Betulaceae.